Molecule: messenger RNA, 910 nt
Organism: Sodiomyces alkalinus F11
Lineage: Eukaryota; Fungi; Ascomycota; Sordariomycetes; Glomerellales; Plectosphaerellaceae
Exons: 2
Coding region: 111-668 (185 amino acids)
Source: RefSeq, a predicted model, not a curated record
CGGGUUGCUUGACGCAUCAUUCCUGUCCUAAACAUUCAGGGAAAUGGCAUGGAGGGUGUUCUUGGAUAGCUGCUAGGGUUGUAAAAGUUGGAGGACACAACUCCUAGAAGAUGUUCAUGGAUGUUUGGACAGAAGCUUGUUUAUGUUUUUCCCCAGUCGAGCUCGAGGAUUAUGAGGAUGAUGAGGAUGUCGUGAAGGGGGGGCUUGAUGGUAUCGGAAGCAUUCACGCGGGUUCCUUUGAGAUCAUUUACAGGCGAACAGGCGACCUCAUUCGAGAACUGGCUUCUGGCUGGACGCCCCUUUUUCUUUUUUUCUGCGCUCUCUGGAAAGAAAAUGUCAAGACCAGCGGAACGGAACAGGAUGGCAGAUGCAUUCAAGGGAUCUCAUCAAAAGCAGCAAACUCCCUUUCCGGCUUGAGACAGAUGUCAAGGUAUAGACACCAGCUACCAGCUCUUUUCACAGUCGCCCAGGCACUGGACUUGACGGACGGCAUUGGUCAUUUCAUCAUGCAUCUCUUCAUUGCGAGGCGCGUCAUGUUCCUCCAAGUUAGGGAGACGAGACGGCAAUCGAUGUUCAAGGGGUAUGGUCUGGGGGUCCCCCCCUUGAUGAUGCUAUUUUCUCCUUUUGUUUUCUUUAUUUUUUCCUUUUAUCGUUUUCCUUCUCUCUAGUCUUUUCGGUAUUACAUUGCAGGCACGAAAAGGUGGCAUAGGACCAAGGGCUUUCUUCAUGAGCGGUGGGGGUAUCAACGCAUCGGAUUCUGUUAUUUCUUCUGAUCGGACAAAGGGGUUUAGUUCUUUCCGUCAAGGCAUGGUGUGAUACCAAGGCUGUGUUGUGUUGGCGUCCGCAUAUACAAACGGACUGACUAUUGAAGAAAAGCAUUAAAUAAAAGAAACUCUUACUAAUAGUCAUU